Messenger RNA from Plasmodium adleri (nom. inval.), 1095 nucleotides. Its product is annotated as iron-sulfur assembly protein, putative. The coding region runs from base 1 to 1095 and encodes 364 amino acids. Gene Ontology annotation, biological process: iron-sulfur cluster assembly. Gene Ontology annotation, cellular component: cytoplasm; mitochondrion. The transcript is spliced from 2 exons. Gene Ontology annotation, molecular function: 2 iron, 2 sulfur cluster binding. NCBI's taxonomy places the organism in Eukaryota, Apicomplexa, Aconoidasida, Haemosporida, Plasmodiidae. The record is from RefSeq and is a predicted model, not a curated record.
AUGCAACAAAUAAUACUUGUAAAACAUUUCAUAAUAAAAUAUUUAUAUAUAAUGACUAAAGUAAUAAAAAAAAAAAAAAAAAUGUUGACACAAUGUUUAAAGAUUUAUCGAAUCUGUCCAUGUAUACAUAUUCAGAAAAACUUUGUAAGUUCAAAAAAAAUAAUUUUAAAAACUUAUUAUAUAAAUAAUAAUCUUUAUAAUAUAUUUUUAAGGAAAUUUCAUAUUGUUCAUACAAUAAAUAAUAACAAUUUUAAUUCUGAUAUUAUAAAAGAAUAUGGAAAUGUAAUAAAUAAAAUACAUUUUUUUCAUACAGAGAAAAAAAAUAAACAUGAAAGAUUCUUCUCUAAUAAUAACAAAUAUAUUAAAAGAAAAGAAUAUAUAUUAAAUGAUAUAAACGAAUUUAUAUCUAUUAUUCCAAAUUCUGAAAUUAAUAAUGAUUCAAGUCAAAAUACAAAUCAAAAAAAAAAGAAAGAAAACAAAACAAAUAUAUUAUCAAAUAACAAUCAUAGUAUAACCAAAUAUAAUUUAAAUCAUAAAGAAAAUCUUAUAUCCACUGUUAAAAUUUGUGAUAAAGAAGAAGAUGAUAUAAAGUUAGAUAAACUAUUAAAAAAAAGAAAUAACAAAAAAAAAAAGGAUAUUGUAACUAUAACGGAUGAAGCUAAAGAGGAAUUAAAAAAAAUUAUUUCCACAAAUGAAAAGGAAAACAACAAUAAAAAUAAUAUUAACAGUAAUAAUAAUAUUAACACUAAUAAUUAUAUUAACAGUAAUAAUUAUACUAACAGCAAUAAUUAUACUAACAAUAAUAGUGACAACAAAACUAUUUUGAAACUCUUCUUUAUUACUAAAGGAUGUAAUGGAUUAACUCAUUCAUUCAAUUUUAUAUCAAAAAAUGAUAUACAUAAAGAAGAUGAAAUAAUUUAUGAUGAUCAAAAUAAUAUACUCCUUGUAAUUGAUAGAAAAUGUAUUCUAUAUGUUAUCAAUACAACCUUAGAUUAUUAUAAAGAUGAUUUAAAUGAAAAAUUUAUUUUUAAAAAUCCAAAUAUUACAUCUAUAUGUCCAUGUGGUACUAGUUUUCACUUUACAAAAAAAAAAUAA